Messenger RNA from Lagopus muta (rock ptarmigan), 1788 nucleotides. RefSeq names its product agmatinase (gene AGMAT). NCBI's taxonomy places the organism in Eukaryota, Metazoa, Chordata, Aves, Galliformes, Phasianidae. Gene Ontology annotation, molecular function: metal ion binding; agmatinase activity. Bases 259 to 1476 code for a protein of 405 amino acids. The record is from RefSeq and is a predicted model, not a curated record. The transcript has 8 exons.
CACAGCACAGCUCCCACUUGCUUACAUGUCACUGCAGCUUGAUACAGACGUAUUUCACAUGAAAACAAAUUACAUAGAGCAGGCUUUCAGUUGUGAAUGUACUCCUUUUAUUUUUUUUCUCCCCUGUGUCUCCUUAUCUCUCCCAGAUCCAGGUGUUAGAAGGGCAGUGAGCAGAACAUUGCACUCAGCCUUGGCACUGCACAGGGGUUGCAUCUCAUUUGUUUGCACCUUGUGUGUCUGCAGUUCUGGUGAGGUCAGAUGCUUUCUGUUCUGUCCCACUGCCUUUCCUUAGUGGGACGUUUUUAUGAUACUUCAGCACUUGGGGUGGCUUUGUUUGAGGCAGGGCAUCCAGACGCACUUCGAACCCGGCAGGGUGACACAGGGAGCCACCUGGCUCUGCUCCCAGCUGCAGGAGCAGGGCAGGCUUUGGGGUCUUGCUGUGUGUGUGGCAGGAUGAGUUGCCUGCUCAGGCCAGCCAGGCUCUCUGCUCGGUGGCUUUUUGCAUCCGCUGCUGCUCCUUGCCGCCGUGCCUCGCGGUUCAACGUGCCUCCCAGUGCUGAGUGCGUGGCCCGGCCCGUGGGGCUCUGCUCCAUGCUGAGGCUUCCUGUUCAGACCUCAGCAGAGGGACUGAACGCAGCUUUUGUCGGCGUUCCCAUUGAUGUGGGCACGUCCAACCGGCCCGGAGCCAGGUUUGGUCCUCAGCAGAUCCGUGCUGAGUCAGUGAUGGUGAGGAGGUACAACGCCAGCACUGGGGCAGCGCCUUUCGACUCCCUGCUGGUGGCUGAUGUUGGAGAUGUGAAUGUCAACCUCUACAACCUGCCCGACAGCUGCCGCCGCAUCUACGUGUCCUACCAGAAGAUCGUGGCCUCUGGCUGCGUGCCUCUCACUCUGGGUGGAGACCACACUGUUACAUACCCCAUCCUGCAGGCAGUGGCAGAAAAGCACGGACCUGUGGGGCUGGUGCAUGUGGACGCUCACACUGACACCAGUGACGUGGCCCUGGGGGAGAAGAUCUACCAUGGGACCCCGUUCCGGCGCUGCGUGGAUGAAGGGCUGCUGGACUGCAGCCGUGUGGUUCAGAUUGGCAUCCGUGGCUCCUCCUAUGCCCCCGAUCCGUACAAGUACUGCUGGGACCAGGGAUUCCGGGUGGUUCCAGCUGAGGAGUGCUGGAUGAAGUCCCUGGUUCCACUGAUGGGAGAGGUGAGGCAGCAGAUGGGGGAUGGCCCGGUGUACAUCAGCUUUGACAUCGACGGGCUGGACCCUGCCUAUGCCCCGGGAACGGGGACACCAGAGAUUGCUGGGCUCACACCUAUGCAGGCUUUGGAGAUUAUUCGUGGCUGCAAAGGACUCAAUAUAGUGGGAUGUGACCUUGUGGAGGUGGCACCCAUAUAUGAUGUCUCUGGUAACACUGCCCUGCUAGGAGCCAAUCUGCUCUUUGAAAUGUUGUGUGUCCUUCCUGGAGUGAAAACCAUGUGAGGGCAGCUGCUGUCUGGGCCCCAACCCUGCACAACAGUGACCCACCACCAGCAGAUGCCAUCGCAGACCUUGGAUGAGGUUCCUGAUGCCCUACUCUCCUCCAGGUGCAGUGAACAUGUGCUUUGCAGUAAGGAAUAAAUGCUGUGUGCUGCUAGAAGAGGUAGUGAAGCCUAGCAGCUGGGGAGAGCUGGGUGUCCCUUGGGCCAACCUCUGGUGUUCAGGAAGGGUUUGGCUGCCCUCUGGAUGUGUGAGUUGGUACAGACAUGGGGUCGUUUGGCACAUGGAAAAACACAAAAGCAAUUUCAUCACACA